Molecule: messenger RNA, 2790 nt
Organism: Acanthaster planci (crown-of-thorns starfish)
Lineage: Eukaryota; Metazoa; Echinodermata; Asteroidea; Valvatida; Acanthasteridae
Product: cytochrome P450 2J4-like
Molecular function (GO): iron ion binding; heme binding; monooxygenase activity
Source: RefSeq, a predicted model, not a curated record
CAACCCUGCGUGAUAAACAGGCUGGUUUGGGGCCACGGGAGUACCAAAUCGCACGCAAUUAAAAGUGGUAGUGCGCAUCUACACGUACUCUGGUUUCAUUACUCUACAUGAAAUACCAAGAAGAGAUAGCUAUCGGUACUUAUUCAGGUUGGAUAGGGCUCUUGUGUUCGUGUUUUAAGCAAAGGUCCGCUAUUUCUGACACUUCACCUUUCACAGGAAGUUGAGGAACUUGCCCCUGACAAACAGCCUGCUUUCAACUGAUUGAUUCACCGUUCCGGAUAACAGAAUAAACUACCAUGUCGCAUCUUCAGAACAUUCUGUGGUUCCUGGACGUCCACACAGUGUUGCUGUGCCUGGUUCUCCUCUUGAUUCUUCGAUGGUUCUUUGGGCGACCCAAGAAUCUUCCUCCUGGCCCCUGGGGAUUCCCAAUCGUCGGUUCCAUUACGGCCGUAGUACGUGAAAUACGACGCGGCGUGCAACCUCACAAUCUCUUCAUGAGGUAUGCUGCCAAGUACGGGCCCGUGUUUCAUAUAAGGAUCCUCAACAAGACGGUUGUGGUCCUCAAUAACUACGCCUCCGUGAAAGAAGCUUUCCAGAAUCCUCAGCUGAACGACAGACCUAAGUUGCUUUUUACUGAGCUCUUUAGAAGUGAAGCUGUGGGAGCGGCUUCCGGUGAACCUUGGAUUGAGCUUCGUCGGUUCUGUCUGACCGUUCUCAGGAGCUUCGGAGUGGGCAAAACGAGCUUCGAAGAGAAGAUCGGAGAGGAAGCUGAGGCACUGAUGAAGGAGAUGUCUGCUUUCAACGGAAAACCCUUCAACCCCAAACCUCUACUCAGCAACGCAACGUCCAACGUCAUCUGCUCUGUAAUUUUCGGGAAACGCUACGACUACAGCGAUGAAGAGUUUCAGAGACUUCUGUCCUUGUUUGGACAAAAUGUCAGAUUAGCUGGAGCUGGAGGUGUUUUCAUUUUUUUCCCAGCGUUACGCCAUCUGCCCUUCGUAUCGUCCAACCAGCUUGAUUUGAACAUGGCGCAGGUACGGAAAUUCUUAACAAAUAUCAUCAACAGCCAUCGUGUUGCCUUCGACUCGGACAAUCUGAACGAUUUCACUGAUGUAUUCUUGAAAGAAAUCAAAAGCAAUGAAGAAAAAGCCAAAGCUGGUGUCAAGCACGGCCAUCUUACUGAAAACAGUUUUGUUGGAACCGUAGGGAAUCUCUUUGUGGCCGGAACAGAGACCACUGCUACUACGCUCCAGUGGGCGAUCCUGUACAUGGCUGUCUACCCCGAGAUCCAGAAGCGAGUCCAGGCCGAGAUCGACGACGUUGUCGGUCGAAACCGCCUGCCCAGGAUGGCCGACAAACCAGAACUGAACUUCACUCGAGCGGUUAUCUGGGAGGUUCAGCGACUGACUAUCGUUGCUCCUUUAGGUCUUGCACACGCAGCCGCCUCCGAUACUCAGUUUCGGGGUUUUACGAUUCCUAAAGGUGCAUUGCUGGUCCCAAACCUAUGGGCGGUCGCUCGAGACCCAAAUGUCUGGCAAGAACCUAAUCAAUUCAAACCCGAGAGAUUCCUGAACGCCAAAGGAGAGGCAGUUAAAGCAGACGAGUUGAUACCGUUCAGCGUUGGUCGUCGUAGCUGCAUCGGUGAACACCUGGCGAAGAUGGAGCUGGUGAUCUUCUUCAGCUACCUCAUGCACCAGUUUACCUUCAAGAAACCAGACGACUCACCUCCGCUGUCUCUGAAGGCAAGGGGCGGAUUCACCAACUCGCCGGUAGUAUUCGACAUUUGUGUUAGUAAGCGUGACUGAAUAUAGUAUGGGGCUACCUUCUGAUAUUCAGUCAGAAAUAACUGGCCAAUACAGCCAUAUCAGACACUUUCGGAUAAUACAUUUAUUACGUUAGAAAAAAAAAUACAUGUACAUACCUUAUGUUUGUAUAAUCAAAAGUGCAACCUAGUUUCUGAUUGGCUCCUCCAUCUUUGUACAUGGCAUGAUUGCUGAUGGUCUUGCUUUCAUCUGUAGUUAAACCAUCUUUAAUUGCGAAAUCCAAGAUAAAAAUAACAGUCCUAGAGCAAAGGCCAAGUUAAUAUUGCGUGAUAAUGUCAUAACGUUCUUGUCAGCCUAGUUCCCGCCACACCUAGUUAAGAUAAGAUGGAUAUCGAUAAGCAUGUGAUAUCAAAUCAGUGCUCUGAAAUAUGUGAUUGCCGAGCUUUUGGUAAAUGACUAUCUACUUCAGGGUAAGCAUAUUCAGUUAAUGAACUGAAUCCUGCUUGCCCUGAAGAAGGUACUCAGUUUCCGGAAGUUCGGCAAUCACGUAUUCCAGAGCACUGAUUUUAUAUUAUGUGCGUGUCGAUAUUCUGAUCACGGUGCUAUGUAGCCCUUCCAUAUUUCUAAGAUAAGAUGGACUGUGAAUGCUACACAUUAUGUUGAGACGCUUUCUAGCAAGUAGCUGCAUGCCAUAUAAUUUUUUGCCUAUACAUAAUGCCCAUGUGUGACGUUUUUGGUUGUGGCUCAAUAUACGGGGAGAGUGUAGGUAGUGACGAGUUCAUCUGUUUAGGAGCUGAAAAUCUGCAUAAGUCCACAUUUUUACGAUGGUGUAUGGUUUUCAGUUUUCAUCUACGAGAAAUAUCUGCGGAUUGGAAACCACAAACUCAUGCAUUACUAUAGGAGAUUUUGAGACUGCUUUACUCACUGAUUAAAUCUUUUCGUAGGCAUUUUGUACAAAUAUUAAAAUGUCUUGUGAUAGCACAAUGUAAGCGUCACCAUAUUUUAUCUGAAAUGAAUAAAGAAAUGA